AUGGCUUUACUCGUGGGACCAUAUCAAAGAGGUUUUAUUCAAGAUAGAAGAAGCAACCAGAAUCCUACGGAAUCUCCUAUCAUGGUAGAACUCAUGACCAAAUCACGUGGGUUGCGAAAUUCUUCGCAAUACCAAGCUGUAUUGAUGGCUGAUUUCACGGAGGCUUCUGAUCGAAAUUCUCACCAAUACAUGGAGGCAGUGUUGAAAAAGAUGGGUAUUGGUACUGCUAUGAAUUAUGCUAAAGCUGCAGCGAUUGUUUCAAACUACGAGAAAGUCAGCAAUAGUUUUCUAAGUGCGUGUAAACCCGAACUUUUAGGCUUUGCUCCGCAUUUCCCACACCCUUCUCAAGACACUCUUCCUUUUCCGCAGGCAUACAUUCAUGUUGAUAAUACGGUAUAUCUAGGAAAGCCUCUCAAAGCGGUUGAUUGGAUGAAUUCCAUCAAAAAUCUCCCAUUCCAGGCCUUUCAAUUGGGAUACUCUCUGUUGGCCCUUAUUAAACGAGCACAAGGAACCGUACAGUUUAUCUUCUCAAAACCAGUUUAUCCAGACAUUGUCAAGUGUAUGACUUCAAAGGAGUUACAGGCCUGGUAUCAAAUGCGCGUUUGCAGGCAUCAGAAAAGAAAAACUAUAUAUACCCGGCCUAAUUAUGGCGGAUAUGGACUCAUAAAGAUAAAAAUACAAUUGCAGGGUCAUAGAAUACAAGGUACGGCAUUUUGAUUAUUGAGCCGGCACAAAAAAAAAUGUACUUCCACCACUUCGCCCGGGAAGUCUCCCUGUGAUCUGCCCCGAUGUGAAGGUGAUAAAAUGCUGCGAAAAUUUGGGAAAGAAUUAUACAAACAGAAUGGUUGGUGCAAAAAGAUCUCACCGCCAUCCAUCUAUUCAAUUCAUAAUAGUUAUAUAGUUUUGCUUCUCUGAUCAGAUAAAUCUAC
Messenger RNA from Metschnikowia bicuspidata var. bicuspidata NRRL YB-4993, 929 nucleotides. RefSeq lists its product as uncharacterized. Bases 1 to 717 code for a protein of 238 amino acids. The record is from RefSeq and is a predicted model, not a curated record. The transcript has 2 exons. NCBI's taxonomy places the organism in Eukaryota, Fungi, Ascomycota, Pichiomycetes, Serinales, Metschnikowiaceae.